AUGACAAUGCUCACGGAAAAAUAUACUGCUGGACGGUCGCCUGCUUCCUCGACAGUCCGAACCCCGGAACUAAGUGCUGAGCUGGAAAAGCUUUUCCUGGCUAUUGACGAUUCAAGUAGCGCUCAUGCAGGAAAUUAUGAUGUUGAAACAAUGGUGGACGAGCUCUUGACGAGCAAGUGGGAGCCCAUUGAUCCAGCAUUCGACUCAAAAGGAAGCCUUGAGUCUUUCACGCAGAAAACGCAUGGUUUACACUCACUACAAAGUGUAUUAUCUGAUUCUAUCGAUCGGCUGGUGCAACAUCGGAAAGAAGUGUCCGACCGCAUCGUGGAGCUAGAACACGGCUGUCGACGAGUGAGCAGCACAUUUCAAAACGGAUUGGAAAAGCCAGACUCGAUUCUCAGCACCAUUUGUGUCCAGCUGGAAGACUUAGAGGACCGUUUUACCAAAGUGAGCUCAACCGCUGUGACAAUUGGAGACAAAUUGUCAACACUUGAUAAUGAGCGCUUAACAGCCUUAGAAACGGACGAGUUAAUGGAUGCAUUGUUAGCAUUAAAUGACCCCAGUACUAAAUCAACCAAGUCAAGUAAUAGGUUGGUUAAUACUCUGCACGACCCGAACCAACUUCACGAAGCUUCGCGAAUAAUGAAGAAGGUGGCCGAGCUCUCUUCUGAGUUGUCGUCGCCGAUAAUCGCGUAUGCAAUUUCCGAAAUUGGAAGGCUUUGUCAAGUGAUAGAGAAUCAUCUGCUUACAGAAUUUAGCAAUGAGCAAGAGAAAGGAAAUUUCGCGGGGAUGCGCAAAUGCGCUGAGUCAUUAAUUGAGUAUAAUGAUAAGGAGAAGGUCGCGGAUCGAUACACUAAUUCUUCGUGUGUUACGAAUAAAUGCAGUGCUGCUGGUGAGCCCAACGUGUCUUCAUUCGAUCUUAUCGAAGAAUUUGAUGCGCUUUGCACCAAGGUCCAUGCCAUCUGUGCUGAGCAAUUUCCAGUGAUUGACAAAGUCUUUCCUCCUGUUGCACGCAAUGGCGUUCGUGAGCUACUGCUUGAGCGCUUGUUUAAUGAUCCAGCAUAUGGAGUUUUAUCUCUUAUGGAUCAGUUACUGAGCACGCGACGCCACACCGACCCGAUAAGCUCAAUACCAGCGGAUGCUGAAAGUGCAUCGUCUGCAACAUACUCGGCUUCGUUGUCUCUUAAACGUGACUACGUCAAGCAAUUAUGCGCGGCUUUCACGACAACGUGUACCAUGGUGGCAGAUAUUGACGCUAUCGGGCUUAACGAAGAGGCUGAUUCACACAAGCAGGAAAUACUGCCAGAAGAGGAUGCAAAACGAAACGGUAAAUGUUUACACAAGUACUCUGCUGCCACUGAGCAUGAAAGAAUUCGUUCUUUUCUCAAUCUUCAGCUCCAUUCUUUAUUCGGGAAUCAUCGCGAUAGAUACGUUCAAGCAGAAUUGGACCUGCUGCAUUACCAAUUCAAGGCUAUUCUGUCUACAGUGCAGUUUCCUCAAUCGCUACUGCCUCUCAAGAUCAAAGGAGGUGGAAAUAAAGCUAAAAACGCUAUAUUAACAAGUACGGCUACCACAACCACGCCAUCCUCGCCGGCCUCAACCCUUUCUAACAAAAUGGUAUCGUCUGCUGCUAUAUCGUCGACGUCGUCACCUAACAUUGAGAAAAAUGUUGGCAUGUUUCAAUCGGAGUCGACGCUAGUAUUUUUUGAAAGCGUCCGAGAGCUUGCAGAAAAUACAUUUAUACUAAGCAGAUAUAAAGAUAUGAUGGAUGAGGCCAUAAAACGUUGUGAGUCUGUCUUGGAAGGAUCAGAAUUACGUGGGGAGCUCCUUACAAAGAUAUUUACGUCAUUUGUGGCCUCAUUUGGCGAAGAAUAUUUGGCUAAAGUCUUACUACUGACGAAAGAGACUCUGCAAGAGCAGCGGAUAGCAUUAGAUUCUCCAUUACACUACAUUUUCCUCACAGAGGCCAUACUCAAGCGCAUUGACUUUUUUAAUGGACAGUUUGAGUACUUUAAUGCUCUUUUGCAGGACCUCCCUACCCAACUAACAAUUUGUCAAGAAUGCCAUCACAAGUGCCUAAACAAUCUUGAAAGCUUACUCACGACCGGUCUCGAAAAAGUGCUCACUGUGAUCGAAAAGCUGAUCAAUCAAAUUCUGACCGAAAAUCAAGCCAAAGAUGACUUUCUCGAAGGUCAAACCAGCAUGUUGCUCUCAUCGUCCAUUGCAUGCCAGAAGUGCACUGAGUUUUUGCGGCCGCUCGUGGCUGAGAUUUACCGAGUUUUGGUUGGCGACAACUGUAAUCGGUAUCUAGUUGCUCUUGCGAGGUCUUUCAAAGGGCUAUAUUUGCAACAUCUAAAGAAAUUCAGAUUUGAUCCUGACGGUGCCUGCAUGCUACUUCGAGAUGUGAGCGAAUACCGCGAUGCAUUUCGCUCUCCAUCAUUGCCCGCAGCUGUUGAUGACAUUUUUGAUCUCUUGCAUGAGGUUGCAAACGUAUUUGCACUUCCAGUGGAAAAUUCAAGCGUCGGUGGGAUUACAAGGUAA
Messenger RNA from Plasmopara halstedii, 2541 nucleotides. Its product is annotated as exocyst complex. The transcript is spliced from 8 exons. The record is from RefSeq and is a predicted model, not a curated record. Lineage: Eukaryota; Oomycota; Peronosporomycetes; Peronosporales; Peronosporaceae. Bases 1 to 2541 code for a protein of 846 amino acids. Gene Ontology annotation, cellular component: exocyst; cytoplasm. Gene Ontology annotation, biological process: Golgi to plasma membrane transport; exocytosis.